Molecule: messenger RNA, 1254 nt
Organism: Vigna unguiculata (cowpea)
Lineage: Eukaryota; Viridiplantae; Streptophyta; Magnoliopsida; Fabales; Fabaceae
Source: RefSeq, a predicted model, not a curated record
AGCAAUCCUUGCAACUUCACUUCCCUGUUCUUCUCCCCUUCCGAUAUGGCCCCCAAGAAACGCCUUGGGGACUUCAUUUCUGAAGCUAAGGUCAUCAUCAAAGCACACCCUCGUCACUUCCACAUUCUCUCUCUCAUCUUCCUCUUCCCCCUCUCCCUCUUCCUCCUCCUCUCUCCCACCAUCUCUAACCUUUUCCACUACUUCUUCACCAACAACAACUCUCCCACCCUUCAUCCAUCACAAACCCUCAACCCCACCUUUUUCCUCUAUUCUCUUUUCCUUUUGCUCUUCUCCAACUGUGGAGUCAUCACCAUCACCUAUAGCGUUUUCCACUUCUCCCAUGACCAACCCGUGGACCUCCCAUCCACCAUAAAGUCCAUUUCCACUUCCUUCCUACCCCUUCUCGCCACCACCAUCGUUUCCCAACUCAUCUUCUUCUUCAUCACUUUUCUCUACUGUCUUCUCUUGAUGCUUCUCCACCUAACAUUUCUUCCACACUUGUCCCCUUUCACCAUAGGAUUCUUAAUUAUUCUUCCUUUGAUAGUGGUGCAGACGUAUUUGGAAGUUAACUGGACCCUGGCGAGUGUUAUCGUGGUGAUGGAAUCAUGUUGGGGUAUGGAGCCCCUGAGAAGAAGUGCGAGGUUGAUCAAGGGAAUGAAAGGAGUGGCCCUAUCUUGUAUCUUCUUCUAUGGAUUCUUCGCCUUCAUCUUUACGUGGAACUACCUUUUUGUGACGAGGGGUUAUCAUGGAUCUACAGAAAGUUGGGUUGCUGCGGUGUUGAAUUGGGUGGUGAUUCUGUUUGGUUCUUAUUUCCAGGCUAUGCUUAUGCUUUCUCAGAUUGCUGUUACUACAGUCUUGUACAUAUACUGCAAGGCAAAUAACGUUGAGAUUGCAGAGGAAUUUGGAAAGGACUAUGUUAGCUUGCCCUUCCAUGAUGAUGGGAAAAUCUCGCAGGUUGUUUGAGCUAUGGGUCUGAUGUUGAAGUGAAAUUUGUUUGUUAUGAAAUCUCUCUGUAAUGGAUGCGAGUGGGGAUGAGGUUUUCUCUUAGACCCUGUAUGAAUCUAUUUUUGUUCAUAAAGUUCCACAGGAUCAAAUUUUAUCUUUUGUAUACAAUCUAUUAGGAAAAAAGAAAAAACUAUCGUGAAAAAAAAAGAAAGGAGACAGUAUGGGGUGUGUGUUUGAGUAUCUGGUCUCCAAAUAAAAAUUUGUGCUCAUUGUCAUUUUUAUGUUAAGAUAUGAUUUUUUUUUGUUUUA